This is a messenger RNA of Miscanthus lutarioriparius, 1398 nucleotides long. Lineage: Eukaryota; Viridiplantae; Streptophyta; Magnoliopsida; Poales; Poaceae. The record is from the annotation of a GenBank genome assembly.
AUGGAGCCGCCGCACGCCGCCAAGGAGGCCGCCGCCGCCACUGCAGCAGGAGCAGGAGGAGGAGGAGAGGGCGGCGGCGCAAGCCCAGGCACCGACCUCGAAGGGCCGAUGCUGAGGCUGGGGCUGGACGGCGGCGGGGAGGAGGGGAGGACGGGGGAGCUGGGGGCGGGGAGGAGGCGGACUCGCGGCUGCCGGAGCGGCCUGGCGAGAGCGGACUGCGGCUACUACCUCCCGCACGGGCGCCUGCGGCUUCAGGGAGCGCUGCCGCUACAACCACCCCGCGAUCGCGGCGGCACUGAUUUGGUGGAGGUGCCAAGAAUGGAGCAGCACAAGACUUUCCAGAACGACAGGGUCAACCUGUAUCACGAGGGUGAGAAAGAAUGCUCCUACUAUAUGAAGACUGGACAAUGCAAGUUUGGUUCUACAUGUAAAUUUCAUCAUCCAGAAUUUGGUGGUAUUCCGGUGACCCCUGGAAUAUAUCCACCAUUACAAUCAGCGUCUGUGCCCUCCCCCCAUGCAUAUGCUCCAAAUUGGCAAAUGGGAAGAUCACCUGCAGUUCCUGGAUCAUAUAUACCAGGCUCAUACACUCCAAUGAUGCUCUCAUCUGGAAUGGUUCCAUUGCAAGGAUGGAGCCCUUAUCCGGCAUCGGUAAAUCCUGUAGCAUCAGGUGGAGCACAACAAACUGUCCAAGCUGGACCGUUAUAUGGUAUAGGACACCAUGGAUCUUCCACCGCAAUUGCUUAUGGCGGUGCAUACUUGCCAUAUUCUUCCUCAACUGGACAAUCGAGCAAUAAUCAUCAAGAGCAUGGAUUUCCUGAGCGGCCAGGGCAGCCUGAGUGUCAAUAUUUUAUGAGGACUGGAGAUUGCAAAUUUGGAACUAUGUGUAAAUAUAACCAUCCUCGAGAUUGGAGCACUCCUAAGUCCAACUACAUGUUCAGUCAUCUCUGCCUUCCACUUCGUCCGGAUUCACUCACAUUUUCUUGCAAAAUUAUUUGCUUGAUUAAGUUUCUUACCCAAUCUUACUAUGUUAUCUACAAUGUACAGGGUGCUCAGCCUUGUGCGUACUAUGCACAAAAUGGAUAUUGCAGAUAUGGAGUUGCAUGCAAAUAUGAUCACCCAAUGGGUACACUAGGCUACAGUUCAUCUGCUUUACCCCUAUCUGACAUGCCAAUUGCUCCCUACCCUAUCGGCUUCUCUGUUGCCACUUUGGCUCCAUCUUCAUCUUCCCCAGAAUAUAUUUCAACCAAAGAUCCAUCAAUCAACCAAGUAGCAUCACCAGUGGCAGCACCCGAACAUGUUGGAGCAAUCUUGCCAAAAGGGGUAUUCCCUUCGGAUACCAUUAUGCGAACUCAGACUUCUACAAGUGUCGGCAGUUCAAGCCCUGGUGGUGGUCGCUGA